Exophiala oligosperma is the source of this 2382-nucleotide messenger RNA. RefSeq lists its product as uncharacterized. Gene Ontology annotation, molecular function: ionotropic glutamate receptor binding; synaptic receptor adaptor activity. Gene Ontology annotation, biological process: signal transduction. The record is from RefSeq and is a predicted model, not a curated record. NCBI's taxonomy places the organism in Eukaryota, Fungi, Ascomycota, Eurotiomycetes, Chaetothyriales, Herpotrichiellaceae. The transcript is spliced from 3 exons. The coding region runs from base 436 to 2040 and encodes 534 amino acids.
CUGCCACUCCACACAUCAGUCUGGAUCAAGAUUACGCUGGAGACGAGCUUUGUGACCAUUUGUCUUCUGUACGCUUGAAAGCAAUCAGAGACUGGCACGGCCUUCUGCCAAACACAUUGGAGCAGAACAAAAGGGCAGAACCGAACACGAUUACACUCUCCUGUCUCGCAUCCUUCAAUUAGCCAACGCUAUAGCGCCCGACGACGUCCAGACGAAAGCAUCCACCUCCGCACCAGACGAAUUGCAUAUCGAUCGAACUCCUAUCCAGGACGAUUCGGCGCUGUAUUCGUACCAUUGAACAAGCCGGGGCUCUGGAUUUGGCUUCCACGAGUAGGUCCGCAGUUGACGGGUGACCGGCCCUCCCUGCGGCUGAAGAGCAAGGAUCUACAGCCAUCCCCCAGGCGCUACAUGCCUGUGCACUAGAGAGGACACAUCAUGGCUUUUCCCAGUGGAACUACGUAUCAUGCAGAUUCUGACGCCGACGAUGAGUAUGAGAGAAGCGUCAUGACUUCACCAACCCAACUACACACAGACUCCGAGACGUCCUCCGAACCUGCCUCGAACGAACAUACUCCCACCACCUUCGAUCCCGCUGGAGAAGAGUCAAGUUUACCGAGAACAAUAAUAACAGAAUGGACGCCGGAAGAGUGUGCACAAUUUGUCGCCAGUCUGAACCUGCGUCAGUAUUGCCAGGCUUUUAUAGAACAUGGUAUCGAAGGCGAGGCGCUUGUGGCCCUUAAACAUGAAGAACUCAAGGAGAUGGGCAUAGCCAGCGUCGGCCAUCGGCUGACCAUACUGAAGAAUGUGUACGACUUGAAAGUGAGGCAGGACAUCCAAGUCGAACCAGACGACUAUAUUCCACCGACCGCCGAGGUCAACCCACGGCACGAAAUGGCCACGAAAGAAGACAUCAAUCGCCUAGCCCGAUCUCUCAUCCGUCUGCGGGAGGAGCGAAUAGCACAAGCUGAAGCGCAGCUGACCAGGCUGGCCGACGACUACCGCAAGCUGCGACAGGAACUCCUCCCUGUUUUCAAGAUGGCCAAAGAACGCUCUGAACCUCUACCUUAUGCUCCCCACCAAUCCUCAACCCUCAGCCCGGAAAUGUAUCAACAAGACCAACCCUCUCCCCUACCUCCAGUCCUCACGACGCAGCCUGCUCCUGAAAAGUCAAGUCUUACUAGGACUUUCUCUAAGAAGCUGGGCUUGAGCUCGACGCCGAAGAACAACUCGCCUACACACAUCCCCAGCACUAUCCACGAGGGUAGGACGUUUGCAGAUAACUCGUCGCUUGACCCCAGUGCUGCGGCAAGCCUGGCAAGCAAUUCGUUAACGGCACAAAUGUCAGGCGGAGCAAUGCCUCACCCUAGCCCUGGCAUUCCCUCACCUACAUCUCCAUUACCGUACCAGCAUCAGCCACUCGCACCACGAAGUUAUUCGCGAGAUGGGAAUAACAUGUCGAGAUACGAUGGCUCAGAUGACCCUCGGACGAGUCAAGUGACUGGUGAACGCGAGCCGCCAACGUCAGCAAAGAGUGCCAGUGCGAAGAUCAACCCGACAAAUUCUACGAUAUCGAACGCAAGCACACUAAUACCUCCGAGAGAACAGUCAGCAAGUGUGCCGCCACAAUUACCAUCCAGUGCGGCUGGUGGGCAUACGCCUGGCAGCGGUGCAGAGGCGCCGAGUGUAGAGAUCUUCAAGUCUUUCCGCGUGGGGCUGGAAGAUCCUUGCUACAAGGUUCUGCCGGCUGCGUUGCGGAAGUACAAUAUCCAAGCAGAUUGGCGGCAAUAUGCUUUGUACAUUGUGUACGGGGACCAAGAGCGGUGUGUUGGCCUCGAGGAGAAGCCGCUCGCUCUGUUCAAGGACUUGGACAAGGAAGGCAAGAAGCCAAUGUUCAUGCUGAGGAAGCUGGCGAAUCCGAUCAAUGAGCCAGGAAGUGCGGCCACUGGAGGUACGAAGCCCUUGGGGAGUGCCGGACAGCUUUCAAGUUCGGCAAGUGUGCGGAGUGCAAUGCCACAGAACCUCCCCGGUGGCGUUCUUUAGCGUCGUCCAUUCGGCGGUUGCAGAAGAUGGACGACAAGAGAUUACAGUUGUAAAGACUAUUCGUGUUGGGCUUUGGAUCAUGUCUAAGAGCGCGCAAGAUCCAAGUAUGUAUGUUACGGAUUUGAGGUUGGACGACAGCGAAAAUCCUUUGGUUAGGGGGUGUCCCAUUAGCGAGAACAAUGCAAAGUGGCCCUUUGGAGGUGGCCUUUUGAGAAUUUGAACGUGAAGCGUUGCAGGCUACACAUUUUUCAUUGCGACCCCUUGCCUCGUAACCUUGGUCGUUGGUCUGCAAAAAGUCUUCGCCGUGAGGCGGCCGCCCUUGUCUUGGGGGUGCGCUUGAGU